This is a messenger RNA of Bursaphelenchus xylophilus (pine wood nematode), 918 nucleotides long. NCBI's taxonomy places the organism in Eukaryota, Metazoa, Nematoda, Chromadorea, Rhabditida, Aphelenchoididae. The record is from the annotation of a GenBank genome assembly.
AUGGGCUGUAUGAAGAAUGUGGAUGGAGUUGGAGGGUUGUUGAGGUCUGAGGGUGCUUCUACGGUCUGAAAGUGUGCCCUAUGUGAUUUGUGAGGUCUUUUGAGGUCUUCUGAGGGUUUGUGCGGCUAUUGGGAUCUUGAUUGUGGAGGAAGGUGCGGAAUGAUGAGAAUUGAGAGAUUAUGGGUGUUUGUGGCCAUAAUGUGCGAGAAUGGCUGGAGUUCGUCAGUGAUGUUGUCUGAGUGUAAGAUGAUUGCGAUUGGCAGGGGUUUAUGAGGUUUUGAAACUUGAAUUUGAAUCGGGGAUGCUUUGUGAGACAUUUUCUGGCUGUUCGCUUGAGGAUCUUUCUUGUCAUGUUCGGGGCUUUGAGCGCUAUUUUUUGUGUUUUGUGUUGCUGAAGGAAGUUAGUUAUGGUAUUUAUUUUGGGAUACUGUGUAUGGAUUUUGAUUUUUUUGUCAUCAUUUUGCAUUUUAUAGCGAUUUUUCGUUUUUUGAACUCGUUUUGGUUUUAUUUCUCUAUUUUUUAUUUUCAGAUACCGAACCUCUGCCAUUUCUCCACGGUAUCCAACCAUCUUCGUCGUUUUUUUAUUUUCAGAUUGCCCAGAAAGCACAGUGUGGUGGGAUCGGUGGAUUUUGGCAACUUUGGGCAUAUUGUAAGCAAAUCAGUGAAAAUCAAGAUCAGAUAAGUUACUCUGUAUCAUUUUGAUGAUAUUUUUUCCCGUUUCUAACCGUAUUGAUAGAUUUUUUUCAGACUUCUGGCACGUCUUGUGAUGGCUUCUGGAGCUCUGCAUUGUUGGAAUGGCGGUUUCUGGAACUGGAAAUGAUCACCGCCUUUUUUGCCUUUUCAGAUCUGGACGGAUUCUGCGAAUCCGGCUUCACUUUUGAUCUGGGAACUCUUCGAGUUUCCAGAUCCGACCCUUGA